Molecule: messenger RNA, 657 nt
Organism: Salarias fasciatus (jewelled blenny)
Lineage: Eukaryota; Metazoa; Chordata; Actinopteri; Blenniiformes; Blenniidae
Product: RING finger protein 224-like
Exons: 1
Coding region: 1-657 (218 amino acids)
Biological process (GO): protein ubiquitination
Molecular function (GO): ubiquitin protein ligase activity
Source: RefSeq, a predicted model, not a curated record
AUGGCGGAGGCUGACAGCACGGAGGCCAGCGACGCGACCGAUCCGCGUCCGGACGACGAGUACGAGUGCAAGAUCUGCUACAACUUCUUCGACCUGGAGCGGCGCAGCCCCAAGCUGCUGAGCUGCUCGCACACCUUCUGCCAGGAGUGUCUGGACACGCUGCACGCCAGGGAGGGCCGGGGAUGGAGGAUCGGCUGCCCGGUGUGUCGCCACCGCACCCCGGUGCCGGACUACCGGGUGCGCAACAUCUCCACCAACACGGCGCUGACCGCGGCGCUGCGGCGGCAGCAGCCGGCGGACGGGGCGUCAAGCACGAGGACACACGCGGAGACGCAGACAGAGACGGGUCCGUCCGUCUCCUCUGCCAACCCCCGGGACACCGACGACGACUGUGAGUCCUGCAAACACGUCGCGUUCGCGCUGAGCUGCGUGUGCGCCAUCUUCUCCUUCCUCGCCAUGGUGGUGCUCUUGUUUCUGGGCCUCAUCUUUGUGCACAACUUCAACCACAUCGCGUCGCCCGUCGGCCUCGUGUGUCUGUUCGUCGCCAGUGUCCUCGCCUUGUUCUCCCUCAUUCUGACCUGGCUGAUCUGCAUGUUGAAGUACCGACCGGACGCGGAGGCGAGCAGCUUCAGCUCCCUCACGUCCAAUGUAAUGUGA